AUGUGUGUUGUUUCUGCCGUCGUCCUGAUAGGCUGUGUCCUUGCGUGGCAUGUAAGCCCUAUGAAAGGCCAUGUCCUUGAGUGGCAUGUACUCCCGCCAUUAGGGAAGUCUUGGAAAUCUUUGGCUCUACCCAAAAGUCAAGGAGGCCUAGGCUUCAUGGAUAUUCUUUUGCUCAACAAAGCCUUAAUUGCCAAACUAAUUUGGAGAGUUCUCACCAAAUCCAACCUCCUUAUUCCAAACCUGAAGGAUUUCAAACCUUCCUCAGUCAACAGGGAACAUUCUCUGCUUUUGUGGGUAAAAGAUCUCAUUGACUCAACUGGGAGGAAUUGGAACUUGCAUCUGCUUCAGCAAACCUUCUCAAAAGACUCAUUUGGGAGUUCCUAUUUUGCAAAACUGGUGGCUAAAAAGUGGAACCUUAUGGAUCAAGCUGAGAGCAGCAAGGAACAACAUACCUCUCCUCAGAAAUGUCUAGCUAACAUCCUACCAGUGAGUUGCAAUCUCCUCAAAAAAGGUGUAAAUGUUGACAACGCCUACUCAUGCUGUGGGGAUGGCCCUCAGACUUUAGCUCAUCUUACAUGGGAUGGCCUAAAUCUGAAACCCAUAACUUUAAGGGUUGGUGGACCAAAAUGUGCUCUCUCAGCAAAUCUGCAAUCUCUGAAGCAAGAAUACAACUCUCAACAUACUUGCUUUGGUGGCUGUGGAAAUUUAGAAAUCUAUGGCUCUUCCAAAGCACCUUAA
Molecule: messenger RNA, 738 nt
Organism: Striga asiatica
Lineage: Eukaryota; Viridiplantae; Streptophyta; Magnoliopsida; Lamiales; Orobanchaceae
Source: the annotation of a GenBank genome assembly